AUGCCAAACAACAAAAGAGAAAAAAUACCUGACGGAACGUUGUGCGUUGUAUGCCAAGACUUAGCUAGUGGAAUACAUUAUUCCGUUCCAAGCUGUAAUGGCUGUAAAACAUUUUUUCGUCGAGCUCUAGUUAACAAACAAACCUUCACUUGCCAAUUUGCAGGAGACUGUGUAGUCGGUAAAUCUGUACGAUGUGUGUGUCGCAGUUGCAGACUGAAGAAAUGCUUCCGUAUGGGCAUGGAUCCGAAUGCAAUUCAACAUGAUCGUGAUAAGAUAAGGUAUACGAAAGCCCUCAAGAAAAAAAGAGAUGAAGAACAAAAAAAUCGUGAGAGAGAUAGCCAAGUGAAAGAGGAAGUAUGCAGUCCACUCAGUCAAAUGUCAGAUCAGUAUAUCAAUACAUCAACACCAUCUUCCAGCAAUGUUCAAGCGGCUGACAUGGAAUACUAUGAAUCUGAUAAUCUCAAUCAGCGGAUCAAUUUACAAGAAACAAAAACAUUAGUUGAUGAUUUACUUUUAUUGGAAAUGAAAAUGUUGCAAAUCCGAAGUGCUUGUAGAUUUGAACCGCAUACAUCCGCGACAAGCUGUAUGUAUAAUAAAUGUCUGUUUAACGAUUUUGUGUGGAUGCAGGAGAAUACCAACCCUGUCAUGAAUAAUAUUGUUGCCAUUCCAACACCUUGUACAAUAGAAUCGUUACGGAUGUGGUUUGUGCGGGAUUUAUCACUCAUGAUGGAAUGGUGCAAAUGUCUACCAAUAAUGGACCGACUUCUGCUCAAUGACAAGCUGGCGUUGAUGAAGGCAUUUGCACCUGUUUUUCCUCUCCUUCAAUUGGCUUACUAUACGAAUGAUAAUGCUGUAAUCGAGACAGCACCCACUGAAUCGAAUGAAUCUCUAGUUUUCACAACCCGAUUGAAUUAUCCAGAUGGUUCUUUCAUAGAAAAGGAAAGUAACAUAAAUAAUACGGAAGAAAUGUAUUCGAUGUUGAUGGAAGGCUGUCACAAGCUUUUGAGACGAUUGGAUAUCCAGCAGCGUCAUCUAGUUCUUUAUAAAAUGCUUCUACUACAUAAUCCGGAUGCUGAAGGCUUGUCAUCAACAGGAAAAGCUGCAAUCGAAAGCGAGCGUGGCAAGCUUUUAGCGCAGUUAUAUUUGUUUCUAAGCAGUGAAAGAGGGAAAGGAGCAGCUCUCCUCUUCUCCAACUUACUGAUGAUGACAGCUACUCUCAACCGGGUCGCCUCUUUUGUUCGGCGUGUAUUUGAUAUCAAUCAUAUUUUCAAUAGAACCAACGAUUUGAUAGAUCAGUUGAUUAUAGUUGGUUUGUGA
This is a messenger RNA of Auanema sp. JU1783, 1317 nucleotides long. Lineage: Eukaryota; Metazoa; Nematoda; Chromadorea; Rhabditida; Rhabditidae. The record is from the annotation of a GenBank genome assembly.